Molecule: messenger RNA, 1932 nt
Organism: Paramacrobiotus metropolitanus
Lineage: Eukaryota; Metazoa; Tardigrada; Eutardigrada; Parachela; Macrobiotidae
Exons: 4
Coding region: 610-1407 (265 amino acids)
Source: RefSeq, a predicted model, not a curated record
AAGCCGGUUAACCAUUUCGUGUGUGCGCAGUUGGAUGGGCUGUUAUAAUCGGAGCAGUGUUUGUCUAGUCCGCUUCCUGCACACACAUACAUGUAUAUGUAUACAGCAUGACGAGCGCAACGUUAAGUACACACACAGCGCACCGUUCUCUAAUCCUGUUUUAUUCGGCGCGAGAAUAUAUUUGUUAUUAGGCGCAAGGAGCGUUAUUGAAGUGUCCUUGAUCUGGCUAAUCUGCGCGCCGCGAGUGCCUCUCCUCCUGCAUUGUUAUUCCGGCGAUAAUCUCCGUGCCCUUUCUCCGUUCAUCGCUUAAUUAACAGUACUCGCGCGCACGUUCCUCUGUCCGCGCACGUCCCGCGGCGGUUGUCCCAUUCGGAAAACAACAUCCCGCGUCAACCUGAGCAGCCGCGUAUUGUGUUCCCGCAUCUCCAUUGAAGCUGAUUAUUCUCGGAACAGAAAUGAACGCAGUUUAGCUGUGCUUCGGGAUUGCUUGUAUAUAUAAGCGCUGCAUCGCUGAUCGAUCGCUUAUUUAUCCGCACCGGUAUAAUAUUUUUUCUUGCCGGUUGUGUGGAGAUUGGAAUUAAAUUGUGAUUUUGGUGAUUGGUGUGGACGAUGCCCGGCACGCAGCAGUACCGGCCGGCGUCGUUGACGCGCGGCUCGCUGAGCAGCCAGAGCGGAUUACAGCCGGUCACCGCGCGCUCCUCUAUUGUGCCGCAGUUGGGUGGGGAGCGGCUGUGGAAGCCGUUGAAGUACGGCCCGGAAUACACCACUAGCACCUACGGCAUCCUCAAGAUCCUCAUUAUUGGCAUGAGCUGCGCCUGCUUCAUCUCGCUGAUGAUCACGGUGGGCGGUCACGUGGAGAACGGCCGGUACGCCUGCUUCUUCGCCUCCACCUCCGUCACCUGCAUCGUCUACACCUUGGUCUUCGCGCUCAGUCGGCUGCGCGUCUGGGAUCCCCGGCGGCCGUCAUUACCGCACCAGAUCGAGCGCCUGUUCGGCUUCAUCUUCAUCCUGUGGAACUUCAUCUCGGCCGGACUGGUGGCGCCCACCAGCCACCUCUCGCGCCACAUCCACCCCAAGAACGCCCACCUGCAGCAGCAACUGCAGGCCCCGCCCAGCCACGCCGGCAGCGCGGUGACCGCGGCCUGGCAGGAGGUGCAGCAUGAACCGCAUCCGGCCGUGUCGCCGGUGUGCCUGCAUAACUUGCCAGCGGAGAUCUGCCGCGGCAGCACCACCACCGCCGCGGUGAUCUGUUUCCUGCUCAGCGCUGUCAUUUUGGUCAACUUCUUCUUAUCCGUCUGGUGGGGACCACCAUUGCGCUACUCGAUGCGGCUGAAGAACAUUACGGAAGGCGAAAAGUACCAGAACUUCACCAACGAGGACAUCAUCGAGGAGGAAACCCAGGAAUAAUUACAGCGCUGCUUGUGCGUAUUCUUUAAAGCGUCCUACCUGGGUGCCGGCUCGAGCGUUUGGACACGCUGCAUCCCGAUCUCAUAUCCCUCUUCAGUUCCCGGUCCGGCGCACUGUGCCGGGCUCUCCCGUUCUCGGUUACCCGCUUGUUAUUUGUUGGCAGCUAGACUAGAUGCCCUGAUAAUAUAUGAAGUAGCCUAACUGUGACCUGUGCAUGCCAAAUAGACCGUAAAUGUGUAUAGUGGACGAUUUAUCAAUAUGUAUGCCGAUAAGAUAUGCACUGAACUGAAUAAUUUUGAUGUUCAGUUCUUUCUGUCGUUACAUAUUAAUACAGCACAGUAUACUUAUAUGGUAGAGUAGAUAUUGUCGUUCGAUGUUAACGUUAAUUAGUGCACUACAGUCACCUCGCUAAUUUGUGCUAAAAUAAUCUCCUUGUUGCCUGUCAGUUUACCUCACCGGCUGCAUUGCUGUGACGUGUAUAUUGUCGUGACGCUAUGGUUAAAAACGUUUUAGAAAAAUAAGACA